Messenger RNA from Cyprinus carpio (common carp), 3065 nucleotides. RefSeq names its product palladin-like. The record is from RefSeq and is a predicted model, not a curated record. Lineage: Eukaryota; Metazoa; Chordata; Actinopteri; Cypriniformes; Cyprinidae. The transcript is spliced from 10 exons. Bases 137 to 1480 code for a protein of 447 amino acids.
CCGUACACAGCGUAUUAUCUCUGAUACAGAGAUCCAGGGCUCCAAAGAUGCAGUCAUACAAGACCUGGAGAGAAAACUACGCUUCAAAGAGGAAAGACUCAGCAAUGGACAGCAGAGGUUAACCUAUGAGGAGAAGAUGGCUCGCAGACUGCUGGGUGCUGACAAUGCUGCCACAGUGUUUAACACACAACAGGUGGAGGAGGAGCCAGUUACACAGGAGUAUAAAGUGUCCAGCUUCGAGCAGCGGUUGAUCAGCGAGAUUGAGUUUCGUCUGGAGCGCUCACCUGUGGAGGAAUCUGACGAUGACAUUCAGCAUGAUGAAGACACGCCCGGGGAGGUUGCGCCGUUCUUCGAUCAGAAGCUCAAGCAUUAUAAAGUCUUCGAGGGAAUGCCUGUGACCUUCAGCUGCAAGGUCAUCGGAGACCCAAAGCCAAAGGUGUACUGGUUUAAGGAUGGAAAGCAGAUCUCAAAGCGCAGUGAACACUACCGUAUCAGUCGUGAUCCAGAUGGCACAUGCUCCCUGCACACAGCGGCUGCCUCGCUGGAUGAUGAUGGGAACUACACCAUUAUGGCAGGCAACCAGCAGGGGAGAGUGAGCUGUACUGGAAGGAUGAUGGUCCAGGCCGUGAACCAAAGGGGGAGAAGUCAGCGCUCCAAACCUGGACACAUCCGCAGACCACGCUCAAGGUCCAGAGACAGCGGUGAUGAGAAUGAGAACAUUCAGGAACGUCACUUCCGCCCUCAUUUUCUGCAGGCCCCUGGCGACCUUAUUGUGCAAGAGGGUAAACUCUGCCGCAUGGACUGCAAGGUUAGUGGCCUGCCAACUCCUGACCUCAUCUGGCAGCUGAAUGGCCAUACCAUCCGUCCAGACUCCUCCCACAAGAUGCUGGUGAGGGAGAACGGGGUUCAUUCAUUGGUCAUCGAACCUGUCACAAGCAGAGAUGCAGGAGUUUACACAUGCAUCGCCAGCAACAGGGCUGGACAGAACUCAUUCAACCUAGAGCUCAUUGUUGCAGCCAAAGAGAUGCAUAAAGCUCCAUGUUUCAUUGAGAAACUCCAGAACACAAGUGUUGCUGAGGGUCACCCAGUGCGUCUUGAGUGCCGUGUGUCCCGGAGUCCCAUUCCCCCACAGAUCUUCUGGAAGAAAGAGAACGAGUCCUUCACUCACAACACCGACAGGAUAAGCAUUCACCAGGACAACUUUGGUUACCUCUGCAUGAUCAUCCAGCCGGCUCUGAAGGAAGACGCAGGCUGGUACACGGUUUCAGCUAAGAACGAAGCUGGCAUCAUCUCCAGUACAGCACGUCUUGAUGUACACGCCCAGUGGCAGCAGACUCACACUCCGAAGCUCAAGAAGGUGCGUCCAUCAUCGAGCCGCUACGCCGCUCUGACAGAACGGGGUCUGGAUGUGAAGGCAGCCUUCUUCCCAGACUCCAGUCCUCUUCCUCCCGGCACCCUAGUGGAGAGUGACGACCUGUAGAGCCUAGCACGGGGAUCUGACCUUGGAACUCAGAUCCGUUGAUCCAGUGUACUCCAUAAUCCCCACCCAUUUCCCAAUAAAAACCUCUAGCUGGGAUGAAAAAGUGAUCGAUUGACUUUGAAUGGUGAGGGAGGAAGCUGCAAAGCAUCUCCUCACAGAUUAUGAUUCUUGGUAUUAUCACUACGUCUCUGCCUGAGGGAGGACCAUUCGCUAUACUUUUAUUUCAGUUGUUUUCUGAGGGGGAAGUGAUAUGGGUGAUUAAGCGAGGUCAUAUCCUGCUUGUAGACAGACUUAAUGGUUCGCUGACGCACUUAACACACACACACACACACACGCACCAGCAUGUGCUUUGAGGAAGGAAGUAGUAUACCAAUGAUCACCUUGUUUUUCAUCUCUAGAUUUUACAAGUGCCUAAAAAAUAUUUAAUUUUCAAAUUAAAUUUAAAAAAAUAAUAAAAACUAUUCAAGUAACUAUCAUCUAGCUGUGCAUGUUACUACGGUGCCAACAUGUUACACAUUUUAUGUAUUUAGUUAUAAUGCUUUAGAUUAGAUAUAUUUAUGAAACGCUGGAAGAAAUGUCUUCCUCUCCAGCACAGGAAAUAGGACUUUUUUUGGGUGGUUUGGUGGGGGGCUGGUUCUCUGGAUGAAGGGAACAGGGCUGUGGAAAGAGGGACACUCCUAAAACUCCAUGGACCUCAUCGUCCCUGGAGCUUCAGGGUCCUUGAGAUCCAGCAUAUUGAUCAGACGCACACUGCCAUCGACAGAAGCCGCGUCUGGAUCUCGGCUCCAAUCCAGAGAUGUCACACAAGGCCGGGCCUUAAUGAUCUUUUCCCACCCUGUCUUUUUUAGGAGAGAUUAAAAGCGGAGACUGAUGUGUCAUUAACAUGAGUGAUGAGAGUUUUGCAAGUUUUGGCUGACUGACAGUUUGGACAGAUGUUUGUUGUGUUUCCGUGGAAGCGAGAGUGAUGAGGAAUGCCUAUGAUGGAAGUACAGGAAGCAGAAUCGGUGCAUGCAUGUUUGUGAAGGAUGGGCUGACUGUGGAUGAAGGCGAGAUUUAUACGAGUAUUACUGAUUUUAAUGAUGAUGGUGCAUGGAAUGACAAGAUGGUAAUGCUUUGACAGGUAGGCUUCAGUUUUCAGGUUUGGAAUUACAGAAACAUGCAAAAAUGUGAUACUGGCAGCACAAAUUUGUUUCAUAAAUUAUAUGUCAUUGGCUUUUUAGGUAACUCAAACCUAUUCCGUCUUCGUAACGCAUUUGUAAAGAUAUUAGCAUUCUCUCAACAUUUGCUUUGAUCAGUCGAGUAUCAAAUACUCAGUUGGGAGUUCACAUAGUUUAGCCUUCAUCUCACACACAAUUGCAACAUAUAUACACAACAAUAUAGCAUAACAAUAUACACAAUAUAAGCCUGUGAUUUGCAUAUGUUUUUUUAUUCUUACACAGCUGUUUAUCUUUCAAAUAGACAGAUAUAAGGAGGUUCUUUGCAGUAUUUUCUGUUUUCCAAGCCAAUCUGUGCCUGUAUACGGACUGUUCUCCUUAUUCUCUUCUGGUUUAUGAAUAGUAAAAUAAAUAAACAUCUCUGAAAUGAC